Oppiella nova is the source of this 180-nucleotide messenger RNA. NCBI's taxonomy places the organism in Eukaryota, Metazoa, Arthropoda, Arachnida, Sarcoptiformes, Oppiidae. The record is from the annotation of a GenBank genome assembly.
AUGGAUAGACUAAGAAGUGUAUCGAAAACAAAGGACUGCUGUUCCUGUCUGUCACUCAACGACCAAACAAUCUCUCUCUUCACUGUUCAGACGCAUCGCUGCAAAGAUUGUCUUCAAAACAUGAAUUCCAUUAUGGAAGAAAUCGGGGGUGUGGUUCACAAAUUCAUACCCUAUUACUAG